Molecule: messenger RNA, 1589 nt
Organism: Gopherus evgoodei (Goodes thornscrub tortoise)
Lineage: Eukaryota; Metazoa; Chordata; Testudines; Testudinidae
Product: keratin, type I cytoskeletal 14-like
Exons: 8
Coding region: 1-1422 (473 amino acids)
Cellular component (GO): keratin filament
Molecular function (GO): structural molecule activity
Source: RefSeq, a predicted model, not a curated record
AUGACCACCAGCGUCAGGCAAUAUUCCUCGUCUACAUCCCUGAAGGGGUUAGGUGGAUUAAGUGGAUUAGGAGGUGGCUCCACACGGGUUUCCUCUGUGAAUCUUGGAGGUCCCUACAGAGCCCCAAGUAUUCAUGGGGGAUCUGGUGGCUUUUCUGUCUCCUCUUCUAGGUAUGUCUCUGGAGUAGGAAGUAGCCUGGGUGGUGGCUAUGGGGGGAGCUACAGUAGUAGCUUUGGAGGUGGCUAUGGGGGUGGCCUUGGAGGUGGCUAUGGGGGUUGCCUUGGUGGUGGCCUUGGAGGUGGCUAUGGGGUUGGCUUUGGAGGUGGCUUUGGUGGUGGUGAUGGCAUUCUCCCUGCGGGUGAGAAGGAAACUAUGCAGAACCUGAACGACCGCCUAGCUUCCUACCUGGACAAGGUGCGUGCUCUGGAGGAGGCCAAUUCUGAUCUGGAGAUUAAGAUCAAGGAGUGGUAUAAGAAGCAGGGACCCAGUCCUGACCGUGACUACAGCCCAUAUUACAGGACAAUUGAAGACCUGAGGAGCAAGAUCCUUUCUGCCACUGUCGACAAUGCUAGCCUCCUCUUGCAGAUCGACAACGCUAGGCUGACGGCCGAUGACUUCAGAACCAAGUUUGAGACGGAGCAGGCGCUGCGCAUGAGUGUGGAGGCUGACAUCAACGGCCUGCGGAGAGUCCUGGACGAGCUGACCCUGGCCAGAGCUGACCUGGAGAUGCAGAUCGAAAACCUGAAGGAAGAGCUGGCUUAUCUCAAGAAGAACCAUGAGGAGGAAAUGAAGAUACUACGGAGCCAGCUGGGCGGAGAUAUCACUGUGGAGAUGGACGCCGCUCCUGGGGUUGACCUGACCAAGAUCCUGGCCGACAUGAGAGAGCAGUAUGAGAGCUUGGCAGAGAAGAACCGUAAAGAGGCCGAGCAGUGGUUCUACACCCAGACAGAACAGCUGAACCGAGAAGUAGCCAUGAACACGGAACAGUUGCAGAGCGGCAAGUCGGAGAUCACAGAACUAAGACGCACUGUCCAGGGCCUGGAGAUAGAGCUGCAGUCCCAGCUCAGCAUGAAAGCUGCUCUGGAAGGCACCUUGGCGGAGACAGAAGCUCGCUAUGGCACCCAGUUGGCACAGCUCCAGGCCCUGAUCACUAGCGUGGAGGAGCAGCUGGCCGAGCUCCGAUGUGACAUGGAGCGCCAGAACCACGAGUACAAGAUUCUCGUGGACGUUAAGACGCGCCUGGAGCAAGAGAUUGCCACGUAUCGCCGCCUGCUGGAGGGCGAGGAUGCCCACAUUGCCUCCCAGUACGCUUUAGCAAAAGAAGCGUCAAUGACCACCCGACAAGUCCGUACAAUUGUUGAGGAAGUCCAAGAUGGAAAAGUGAUUUCUUCCCGCGAGCAGGUCCAUCAUUCCUCCCGCUAAGACUACACACCACUCCACAGGCUCCAGUCCUGAGCACCUUAGAUACAUCAAUGUAGAGAUUGUCACAGCAAAGGAAAGAAGACUCCAGUCCAUGUGCUGUAGAUGUGUAAUACUGUCACCAAGGCUGUGUAGGACUGGGCUCCAUUCGUGUGUUCCUUCCCUUUACA